AUGUCGCCGGCAAGGCGAUCGAGGUUGUGGACUAAGGGCGACUCGACAGAUGUCACGUGGGAAGGCAGCAACAAUGACAGGAAGAGAGGGCACAUCAUGAUCAUCAGGCCGGUAGAGCACGCCUACAUCUUAUCUGGGCAGAUGAUGCUGAGCUUUACGGUGGGGCGCUGGCUACUUCAGAGGCGCUGGCCGCUCGUUAUGUUGAUCACUGUGGGUUUGCUUCUACACACAGGAACCUUUUUCGGCUUCCUUUCCAGCACGGCAGAGGCACAGGUUUCAAGCUUUCUUGUGAAGGUGUCUACUCCGACAGCUGCUUCUUGGUGUAUGCACGCCGCCACGACAGUUUGCUGGGGGCUCGCAAUUCUGGUGGUGUUGACACGCGUGCAUAGCCAAUUGUUGUGGAUGACCUUGCGGACCUUUGACCCAUGGGCCGUGAUAGCUUGUGCGCUGCGUGGGUGGGGUGCCCUAGCGCUAUCCAGAAUGUCCCUUCAUCAUGACGUUGCGCAUCGCAUGGAGGACGUCUUCGAUUUGUUCAAUAUGCUGGAGCUGUCGGUUCUGAUAGUCAUAGUUGAGGCGGCAGAUCUGCCCAAGAGUGUCCAGAAGAUGUUCGUGGCAGCAUGUCUCGUGUACAGUUGCGUCCUGGCCACAGCAGCUCUUUUCAUGGAGCAGCUUCCCAACUGGGACCCACAUGCAAACCUCGACUUUCUGUUUUUUGCGUCCAUGUCGCCGAAGAGUCAGUUCAUUGGUGCAUACAGCACCAUGGCGAUUCUCUUGUUUAAGGCAGCUGGAAGCGUUAUCCUGAAUCCCAAUCACUUCAUGUUCCUGCGGUGUCCUCUGAUGUACUGCCUGGACGAGGUGGAUGCGUCCUUUGCCAAACUGGCUCGGACGGAUCCUGCUUUCAUACUGUAUUCAGACUUUCACGAGAUACUGCUGGAGAUGGGUGUUUCAGACAGCCACAUUCUUGCUGGCUUCAAUGCUCUGGAUCUGCAUAACACUGGAAUCGUCACUCGCCGAGAUUUUCGGCAUUGCAUGAAGGAGGUGUUCUUGGAGUGCCCAGGUGCUUCGCAUGAGUCUCUCUUGACCAGACUCUGCCAGAAUGCAUUUGCAAGCAACACCGGCUUUGAGUCACUGGAAAGCAUGAUGGGAUUGAUUUUAGCCCAGUGGCGCCAAAUCAAGCUGGACGAGCUCGGCACGAAGAUUUACAUCUACUUGAUGCUUGAAGGAAACGUGCAGAGCCUCUUCAAAACGGUGAAUGUCAGAGUUCAAGCUUUGCUCUUCGCAGCCUUUGUUCAAGUUGUCUUAACCUGGCUUCAGGAGAAGAACUUUCGAGUUAUCGAGAGGGACAUUACGUCCUUGGGUAUGCGGCAUAUCGGCUAUGGAGUGCAUCCGUGUUACCUGUGCCUGUUUCAGUUGGCUUUGCUCCGGGCCCUUGAGGACCUCUAUGGCUUGUCUGAACGGGCAGAGAUGGCCUGGUCUGUGGUAUGGCUUCGCUUCGUUGCGGCUCCCUUCACACAAGGGCGCCUUUGUGCGGAGGACACAAGCCGCAAGACCGUUGCUUCGACUGUGCGCAGUCUCCUGCAGAAGGCCUCGGCCGACGAGAGGUUCAUCCCCAGCCUAGCUGCCAACUUGAACAAAGUGCCGGCGGGUCACCACAACUGGACGGAGACAAUCUUCAGGGAUUCGGAGCACGAGCUAAGCCACAUGUCGAUGCUUGCAUCCUUCCUGGAAGAUACGGCCGACAAGCUGCUCAAUGAAGACGUGCUCAGUGCUCGACGCAGACUUCGGCAGGUCGUAUCCAUCCACUGGGACCGUGGCAUUUUUCCUCGGCAUAUGCUCACGUUCCAGUACGCUGCCACGAUAACUUUUCGAGACAUCCUUGGCCCGCAGGUCUUCGAUGACAAGGCAGAGUCCUUGUGGGUCGUCUUCUUCCAGAUGGAGAUCAUGGAUACCUUGCUCCUUGCACCAUUUGCCGAGACGCACGACAAGCUGGAAGCAUGGGUGACGACAUGCAAGAUGCCAUACGUAGACCAGAAGGCAUGGGACUCGCUCAUGAAAAUGGCCGGGGUUCAGGACGAACUAUCUCACCAAGGGUAUCAGCGUUUGUGUGGUGAGAGCUGGAAAGAAGCCGCCAAGAUCACCCCGGAUGACGUCCUCAGGACGCUCUGCGAUGAAAGCAUGCACCACCCUUCCUGGAAAUUCGAGAGGGUCAUUCGGAGUUACUGCUCCGCAAAAGCGGUCGUGACGUUGCUGGAGUGA
Symbiodinium natans is the source of this 2256-nucleotide messenger RNA. The record is from the annotation of a GenBank genome assembly. NCBI's taxonomy places the organism in Eukaryota, Dinophyceae, Suessiales, Symbiodiniaceae.